UCCAUAUACUCGUAUCAUUUCCCCAAACUUCAACAGUUUUGUUCUAAUUCCGAAAAUAGAAAAAACUAUGCAAAUUCUGACGGUGUUUUUAGGACUUAUCUUGAGUACAUCGCUAUCCGAGGCUGAGCUCGGCGUGAUCAGCGACAUAAGCGACGAAACCUUCGAGAUGCUGAUAUCCGGCGGCUACAAGCCGAAGAGCAACCGGCUGUCCCGCCACGUGGUCUCAAUCCGCACCAGGAACUACGUGAGGCACCGGGGAGACAACCACUUUUGCAGCGGCGUCCUGGUGAGCAGUCGCGCUGUCCUGACCGCCGCCCACUGCCUGACGGACCGGUACAAGGCCUCGAUGAAUCCGCGGGGCAUACGAGUGGUCUUCGGGCACAUAGCUCGUCUGGCGGCCUACGAAGAGCCAGACUUCCGCAGCGUGGAUCGCCUGGUGGUCCAUCCGGAGUACGAGCGCUACAAGAAGAACGAUCUGGCCAUUCUCAGGCUCUCCGAGCGCAUCCAGAGCUCCAACCACGACGUCCUCCCGCUGCUCAUGCGCAAGACGGCCAACGUGACCUAUGGCGAUACGUGCAUCACCCUCGGCUGGGGGCAGAUAUACCAGCACGGCCCUUACUCGGACGAACUGGUCUACCUGGACGUGAUCCUGAGGCCGCCCUCGCUCUGCGAGAAGCACUACGACACCUUCACCGCGGACCACAAUGUGUGCACGGAACCCGUGGACUCGGGCAUGAACUGCGCCGGGGACAUGGGCGGACCACUGCUGUGCAAGGGGGCGCUGUUCGGGCUCAUUGGCGGACACAUGGGAUGCGCGGGCGGCAAGGCCAUGAAGUUCCUCAGCUUCCUGUACUACAAGGACUGGAUUCUGGUCACCAUCCAAUCUCUUUCCGACUCCGGGGCUGGAGUACCCUUAGGCAGUGUUUUUCUUAUACCCUUCGUACUGAUUCUCGUAAAUUAAUAUACAAAA
Drosophila erecta is the source of this 970-nucleotide messenger RNA. Its product is annotated as chymotrypsin-2. The record is from RefSeq and is a predicted model, not a curated record. The coding region runs from base 68 to 961 and encodes 297 amino acids. NCBI's taxonomy places the organism in Eukaryota, Metazoa, Arthropoda, Insecta, Diptera, Drosophilidae. The transcript has 3 exons. Gene Ontology annotation, molecular function: serine-type endopeptidase activity. Gene Ontology annotation, biological process: proteolysis.